UUCGAGUGCAUUCAUUUUCAUCACAUAGUCGCUGGAAACUACAAGAAGGAGGACGACAUGGCAAGGACAGAAUCCAUCAUAUUCGCUCUGCUCCUUGCAGCUGCCCCCACUGCUGCCAGCCAGCAGGACAAUAAUGAUGAACCCCAACUAACCACUACCACUAUUCAAAACACAGCCGCCGCAACAACUGUUGCUACUACAACCACCGCUACUGCUGCUCCUCCCGCUAAUGGCAAUUGCGCCCAACUAACUACUACCACUAUUGGAACCACAGCCGCCACAACAACAGCUACCACUACAGCCACAGCUACAACUGCUGCCACCACCAAUGCCGAGAACGCACAACUAAUUACUACCACUAUUCGAACCACGGACGCCGCAACAACUGCUGCCACGACAGCCACCGCUACAACUGCUUCAACCAUUGGUGAUGAUGACGCCCAACUAACUACUACCACUAUUGGAACCACAGCCGCCACAACAAAAGCUACCACUACAGCCACCGCUACAACUGCUGCCACCACCAAUGCCAAUGACGGCGAACUAACCACUACCACAAUUCGAACCACAGACGCCGCAACAACUGCUGCCACGACAGCCACCGCUACAACUGCUUCAACCCCUGGUGAUGAUGGACCCGAACAAACUACUUCAUCUAUUGGAACCACAGCCGCUGCAACAACAGCUACCACUAUAUCUACCGCUACAACUGCUGCCACCACCAAUGCCAAUGACGGCGAACUAACCACUACCACAAUUCAAACCACAGAUCCCUCAACAACUGCUGCCACGACAGGCACUCCUACAACUGCUUCAACCACUGGUGAUGAUGGACCCGAACAAACUACUUCCACUAUUGGAACCACAGCCACCACAACAACAGCUACCACUACAGCCACCGCUACAACUGCUGCCACCACCAAUGCCAAUGACGGCGAACUAACCACUACCACAAUUCGAACCACAGAUCCCGCAACAACUGCUGCCACGACAGUCACCGCUACAACAGCUUCAACCCCUGGUGAUGAUGGACCCGAACAACCUACUUCCACUAUUGGAACCACAGCCGCUGCAACAACAGCUACCACUACAUCUACCGCUACAACUGCUGCCACCACCAAUGCCAAUGACGGCGAACUAACCACUACCAAUGUUCCAACCACAUCCGUACCAACAACUGCUGUCACGACGGCCACUGCUACAACUGCUUUGACCACUGGUGAAAAUGAAGCCCAACUAACUACUACCACGAUUGGAACCACAGCCACUACAACAACAGCUACCACUACAUCCACCGCUACAACUGCUGCCACCACCAAUGGCAAUGCCGCCCAACUAACCACUACCAAUGCUGGAACCACAUCCGUCGCAACAACUGCUGCCACGACAGCCACAGCUACAACUGCUUUGACCACUGGUGAAAAUGAAGCCCAACUAACUACUACCACCAUUCAAACCACAGCCGCCACAACAACUGCUGCCACCACCAAUGCCGAUGACGCCCAACUAACCACCACCACUAUUCGAACCACAGACGCUGCAACAACUGCUGCUACGACAGCCACCCCUACAACAGCUUCAACCACUGGUGAUGAUGAAGCCCAACUAACUACUACCACUACUGGAACCACAGCCACCACAACGACAGCUACCACUACAUCCACCGCUACCCCUGCUGUCACCACCAGUGCCAAUGACGGCCAACUAACCACUACCAAUGUUCCAACCACGGACGCCGCAACAACUUCUGCCACGGCAGCCACUGCUACAACUGCUUUGACCACUGGUGAUGAUGAAGCCCAAAUAACUACUACCACUAUUGGAACUACAGCCGCCACAACAACAGCUACCACUACAUCCACUGCUACCACUGCUGCCACCACCAAUGCCGAUGACGCCCAACUAAGCACUACCAAUGUUCUAACCACAUCUGUCACAACAACUGCUACCACUACAUCCACACCUACAACUGAUGCCACCACCAAUGCCGAUGACGGCCAACUAACCACUACCAAUGUUCCAACUACAGACACUGCAACAACUGCUACCACGACAGCCACCGCUACAACUGCUUCAACCACAGGUGAUGAUGACGCUCAACUAACUACUACCACUUUUGGAACCACAGCCACCAUAACAAAAGCUACCACUACACCCACCGCUACAACUGCUGCCACCACCAAUGCCGGUGACGGCCAACUAACCACAACCAAUGUCCCUACCACAGACGCUGCAACAACUGCUGCCACGACAGUCACUGCUAUAACAGCUUCGACCACUGGUGGUGAUGAAGCCAACCUAACUACUUCCACUAUUGGAACCACAGCCACCACAACAACAGCUACCGCUACAUCCACCGCUACAACUGCUGCCACCACCAAUGCCAAUGACGCCGAACCAACCACUACCACAAUUCAAACCACAGAUCCCGCAACAACUGCUGCCACGACAGUCACCUCUACAACAGCUUCAACCGCUGGUGAUGAUGAAACCCAACUAACUACUACCACUAUAGGAACCACAGCCGCCACAACUGCAUCUACCGCUACAACUGCUGCCACCACCAAUGCCGAUGACGCCCAACUAACCACUACCAAUGUUCAAACCACAUCCGUCGCAACAACUGUUGCCACUGCUACAAUUGCUUCGACCACUGGUGAAAAUGAAGCCCUACUAACCACUACCACUAUUGGAACCACAGCCGCUGCAACAACAGCUACCACUACAUCCACCGCUACAACUGCUGCCACCACCAAAGCCGGUGACGCCCAAAUAACCACUACCAAUGUUCUAACCACAUCCGUCGCAACAACUGCUGCCACGACAGCCACUGCUACAACUGCUUCGACCACUGGUGAUGAUGAAGCCCAACUAACUACUACCACUACUGGAACCACAGCCACCACAACGACAGCUACCACUACAUCCAUCGCUACCACUGCUGCCACCACCGAUGCCAAUGACGGCCACCUAACCACUACCAAUGUUCCAACCACAGACGCCGCAACAACUUCUGCCACGACAGCCACUCCUACAACUGCUUUGACCACUGGUGAUGAUGAAGCCCAAAUAACUACUACCACUACUGGAACCACAGCCACCACAACGACAGCUACCACUACAUCCACCGCUACCACUGCUGCCACCACCAAUGCCAAUGACGGCCAACUAACCACUACCAAUGUUCCAACCACAGACGCCGCAACAACUUCUGCCACGACAGCCACUGCUACAACAGCUUCAACCACUGGUGAUGAUGAAGCCCAAAUAACUACUACCACUACUGGAACCACAGCCACCACAACGACAGCUACCACUACAUCCACCGCUACCACUGCUGCCACCACCAAUGCCAAUGACGGCCAACUAACCACUACCAAUGUUCUAACCACAGACGCUGCAACAACUGCUGUCACGACAGCCACUGCUACAACUGCUUUGACCACAGGUGAUGAUGAAGCCCAAAUAACUACUACCACUACUGGAACCACAGCCACCACAACGACAGCUACCACUACAUCCACCGCUACCACUGCUGCCACCACCAAUGCCAAUGACGGCCAACUAACCACUACCAAUGUUCCAACCACAGACGCCGCAACAACUUCUGCCACGACAGCCACUGCUACAACAGCUUCAACCACUGGUGAUGAUGAAGCCCAAAUAACUACUACCACUACUGGAACCACAGCCACCACAACGACAGCUACCACUACAUCCACCGCUACCACUGCUGCCACCACCGAUGCCAAUGACGGCCAACUAACCACUACCAAUGUUCCAACCACAGACGCCGCAACAACUGUUGCCACGACAUCCACUGCUACAACUGCUUUGACCACUGGUGAUGAUGAAGCCCAAAUAACUACUACCCCUACUGGAACCACAGCCACCACAACGACAGCCACCACUACAUCCACCGCUACCACUGCUGCCACCACCGAUGCCAAUGACGGCCAACUAACCACUACCAAUGUUCCAACCACAGACGCUGCAACAACUGCUGUCACGACAGCCACUGCUACAACUGCUUUGACCACAGGUGAUGAUGAAGCCCAAAUAACUACUACCACUACUGGAACCACAGCCACCACAACGACAGCUACCACUACAUCCACCGCUACCACUGCUGCCACCACCAAUGCCAAUGACGGCCAACUAACCACUACCAAUGUUCCAACCACAGACGCCGCAACAACUUCUGCCACGACAGCCACUGCUACAACAGCUUCAACCACUGGUGAUGAUGAAGCCCAAAUAACUACUACCACUACUGGAACCACAGCCACCACAACGACAGCUACCACUACAUCCACCGCUACCACUGCUGCCACCACCGAUGCCAAUGACGGCCAACUAACCACUACCAAUGUUCCAACCACAGACGCCGCAACAACUGUUGCCACGACAUCCACUGCUACAACUGCUUUGACCACUGGUGAUGAUGAAGCCCAAAUAACUACUACCCCUACUGGAACCACAGCCACCACAACGACAGCCACCACUACAUCCACCGCUACCACUGCUGCCACCACCGAUGCCAAUGACGGCCAACUAACCACUACCAAUGUUCCAACCACAGACGCUGCAACAACUGCUGUCACGACAGCCACUGCUACAACUGCUUUGACCACUGGUGAUGAUGAAGCCCAAAUAACUACUACCACUACUGGAACCACAGCCACCACAACGACAGCUACCACUACAUCCACCGCUACCACUGCUGCCACCACCAAUGCCAAUGACGGCCAACUAACCACUACCAAUGUUCCAACCACAGACGCCGCAACAACUUCUGCCACGACAGCCACUGCUACAACAGCUUCAACCACUGGUGAUGAUGAAGCCCAAAUAACUACUACCACUACUGGAACCACAGCCACCACAACGACAGCUACCACUACAUCCACCGCUACCACUGCUGCCACCACCAAUGCCAAUGACGGCCAACUAACCACUGCCAAUGUUCUAACCACAGACGCUGCAACAACUGCUGUCACGACAGCCACUGCUACAACUGCUUUGACCACUGGUGAUGAUGAAGCCCAAAUAACUACUACCACUACUGGAACCACAGCCACCACAACGACAGCUACCACUACAUCCACCGCUACCACUGCUGCCACCACCAAUGCCAAUGACGGCCAACUAACCACUACCAAUGUUCCAACCACAGACGCCGCAACAACUUCUGCCACGACAGCCACUGCUACAACAGCUUCAACCACUGGUGAUGAUGAAGCCCAAAUAACUACUACCACUACUGGAACCACAGCCACCACAACAACAGCUACCACUACAUCCACCGCUACAACUGCUGCCACCACCAAUGCCGAUGACGGCCAACUAACCACUACCAAUGUUCUAACCACAGACGCCGCAACAACUUCUGCCACGACAUCCACUGCUACAACAGCUUCGACCACUGGUGAAAAUGAAGCCCAACUAACUACUACCACGAUUGGAACCACAGCCACCACAACAACAGCUACCACUACAUCCACCGCCACAACUGCUGCCACCUCAGCAACUACAGCCAACACCACAACCGCCCUGAACAACUGUUGCCACUACUGCUGCCUCUACAACUGCUGCCACCACUGCAAGUACAGCCACAACAACAACUGCUGGCACCACUCCCAUCACCGCCACCAGAACAACCGCUGCCACCACUCCCACCGUAGCCACCACCACAAGUCCCGCCACCACUCCCACAACAGCCACUGCCACAACUGCCGCCACCAGUCCAACCACAGCUCCCGCAACCGCUGCAACGAAUGCCCCCACCACAACUGCUGGCACCACUGCCACAACUGCUGCAGGUACUCCCGCCACUUCUGCUGCUGCAGUUCCUGUGACCACUGCCACCCCAUUCCAGAAACUGCUACCACCACUGCAACCCCUACCACUACAGACGUUCCCACAACUGCUGCAUCCACUGCCACCUUGGAUGCUUCUCGGCCUGCGGUGGUCAUCUUGGUCGCCAUUUCCCUGACGUUGCCGCAGAUGCUGAUUGACUUUUCGUUGACAUCCAAGACAGGCACUCUAUUUGUGUUUUAGAGAGUAAAUAAAAUAUGUUCGGUCAUUGUUUGCACCAUUAAAAAAAAACGAUUUUCAGCCUGGAUUGAAAAUUGCUAACGUUGAAGCCUGUCUUACAUCUUCAAGAGUACUAUUCCAGAUUGUAGUAGCAUAAAACUGAAACCUAGCCUCACCAUAUUUGGUCCUGACUCUAGGGCACCGGCAGGAAACCACUCUCCUGAGAUUCUCAGAGCCAGAGACGGUUCAUAAGUCUCUAACAAGUCAGAGAUAUGCUUCGGCCAGGACCACGAAAAGACUCGUACACAAGGCGAGCUGUUUUUAAAGUCUAUUCUCUGAGCAACUGGAAGCCAGUGCAGUGACCUUAGCACUGGACUAAUAUGGUCGUAUUUCCUGGUUCCAGUCGGAACUGGAGCAGCAGCACUCUGAAUGCUUUACAGCUGUUUUAGAGAUCCCAGUGAGAAGGCCAUUGGAAUCAUCGAACCUGCUGGAAACAAUGGUUUGCCUGAUUUACACAAUAUUCCUCUGAUGUUUUUCAGGUGGUAAGAAACUAAAACUGAGACAUUUCCUG
Messenger RNA from Nerophis ophidion (straightnose pipefish), 6607 nucleotides. Its product is annotated as mucin-22-like. The record is from RefSeq and is a predicted model, not a curated record. The transcript is spliced from 3 exons. The coding region runs from base 58 to 6060 and encodes 2000 amino acids. Lineage: Eukaryota; Metazoa; Chordata; Actinopteri; Syngnathiformes; Syngnathidae.